Molecule: messenger RNA, 1266 nt
Organism: Daucus carota subsp. sativus
Lineage: Eukaryota; Viridiplantae; Streptophyta; Magnoliopsida; Apiales; Apiaceae
Product: clathrin light chain 1
Exons: 3
Coding region: 112-969 (285 amino acids)
Biological process (GO): clathrin-dependent endocytosis; intracellular protein transport
Cellular component (GO): clathrin coat of coated pit; plasma membrane; clathrin coat of trans-Golgi network vesicle
Molecular function (GO): structural molecule activity; clathrin heavy chain binding
Source: RefSeq, a predicted model, not a curated record
CCAAACUUAUAAAAUAGUCAAACCCACUUCAUUUCUACAACACCCAUAAAUCUAGAGAGACAAACACUCCGCAAGAAUCUAGAGAGAGAGCAGCUCAAAGCCACCAACACGAUGUCGUUCGACUCCUACAGCAUCGACGGCGACGACUUCGUCUCCGCCGCUCCCCCUCCGCAGUUCGGCUCCGGCGCAUUCCCCGACGAGGACUUGACUCCAGAUCACGCUUCCCACUCUCCCGAUCCAUACUCGUUCACAUCAGAUCCAAACCCUAAUUUCUCCGAGUCAUCUCAAUUCGAUUCGUCUGUGCCUGUUUCCAAUGGAGCUUAUGGUGUUGGUGAUGAUGCUGAGGGGAUUUUUAGCUCCGAUGGACCCGUGCUUCCGCCUCCUGGUGAUAUGGUCGAGGAAGGUGCUGCGCUUCGCGAGUGGCGAAGGGAGAAUGCAAUCCGGCUUGAGGAAAACGAGAAAAGGGAGAAGGAAUUACGCAACAAAAUUAUUGAAGAAGCCAUAGACUUCAAGAAUGCCUUUUAUGAGAAAAGAAAGCUUCAGAUUGACUCUAAGCGAGACAGUAACAGAGAGAAAGAGAAGGUGUACUUGGCUAACCAGGAGAAAUUUCACAACGAGGCUGGACAACAGUACUGGAAAACAAUUGGAGAGAUCAUUCCUCGUGAGGUUCCGAAUAUUGAGAAGAAGAGAGGCAAGAAAGAUCAAGACAAGAAGCCUUCAGUUACUGUUAUACAAGGCCCCAAGCCUGGGAAACCUACUGAUCUCUCAAGAAUGCGUCACUUGCUGUUGAAGCUGAAGCACACACCCCCACCUCACAUGGCACCACCUCCACCAGUUCCCGUGAAGGAUGCCAAAGAUGGUAAAGAUGGGGAAAAUGUGAAAAACGCAAAAGAUACUGCUGCUGAAGUUGAAUCUGCACCAGCGAAAGAUGCCUCUACCCAAGAACCUCCUGCUGCAGCCGAUGUAUAGCCUGCUAGCUAGAUCAUUAAGCCUCAUGCUAUUCCCAACCAUCCUAUUGCUUGAUUUGCUAUACCAAGCCUGCCUCUGCAUAUGGUUGUCAGUUACGGAAGAUGAGAAUUAGGUGCUUCUGCUAAACUCUUUAAGUUUUAAAUCUGUUUUGCUGGUAUUAGUACAGCUCUUUGCUUUUGGAUUUAUAUACAUUUUUCUGUUGUACUGUGAGUUCUACAGUUGUAUAUGCUGGAGUCAGUAUUUAGAACCAUUCUGCAUUAAUUUUCGUGUCAUUAUUAUUAUUAUUGUUUUUGUUUA